Aphanomyces astaci is the source of this 747-nucleotide messenger RNA. RefSeq lists its product as hypothetical. The record is from RefSeq and is a predicted model, not a curated record. NCBI's taxonomy places the organism in Eukaryota, Oomycota, Saprolegniomycetes, Saprolegniales, Verrucalvaceae. The coding region runs from base 1 to 747 and encodes 248 amino acids. The transcript has 2 exons.
AUGCCGAUUAUGACCCAUCGCGAAUUCAUGCUGGCGCUUCAUGAACUUCUCCUGCAAGCCACCGCGGCCGACUUCAUUCAAGAAAAAAAGAAAUCAACUGGUCCGAAUUCAGUGAGGAGUGCAACCCAGUCAACGACCUUCAACGAGAAGCGACACGUCCUUCAAGAAAUAACCAAGUGGAAGCCAACCAAGGCUGGUAGAUCGCGUGCGCGCCAGCGUUAUGGAUGUAAAGUAUGUCAAAUCAGCCGAACUGCUGAGCAAACGCGCGGACGGUCCACCGUCUUCAUCUGUGCGCAAUGUACUGAGGAUGCCAACGGAGGACAAUUGUUCUUAUGUCCCCAAGAGCGUACUCAAUGGAACGGCCAGCACAUGUCGUGCUUUGAGGUGUGGCACAGCCAGUGGCAAUGUGGCCUCCGCCUCCCACCGGCAUUUCGUUGCCGUUUCAUUCGUACAUUCAAGCCAUCGACGAGAUCAUUCGAAACCUCGCAGCGAGAUGAGGACGAAAGUAAGGAUCUCCAUGAAGACGGCGGUGAAGACGACGAAGGAAACGAUGGCGGAGACGAGUGUGCCAAAACCCAGGGACGCGACAGUUGCGAUGAUGUCUACCGUCAAAGCGAGAUCCUCGCAUAUGGUGCAGGAAUUCAAGGAAGUGACGGAGAAAGUGAUGGUACACUCAUCCUUGACAAUAUGAGUGCAACGACUGAUAUACUCGAACCGGACGACCACCCAAGGGCAAUAGUAGUGUAA